Molecule: messenger RNA, 336 nt
Organism: Miscanthus lutarioriparius
Lineage: Eukaryota; Viridiplantae; Streptophyta; Magnoliopsida; Poales; Poaceae
Source: the annotation of a GenBank genome assembly
AUGAAGGCGCCUCUUGACGAUACCCAACCCAAGAGCGUGGCAUACGAGCAGAACCCGCUGAGCAUUUACUACUGCUACGAUUCUGCAGGGCAGGGACAAGAUGGAGAGCUCAGAAUGUGCAAUGCCGAGGUCACAAACACUCCCUGGGCAGAGAGGGUGAUGUUUACUUUCCAACCGGGCUCUGAUCUCGUCGCGAAGCCCUUGCAUGUCAGCCCCUUUAUGGAUAUGCUCAGCAACUGGAGUUUUCACUGGAGUUUUCUGAUGCCCCUGGUGCUAGACUCUUGGGGACUAUUUCACUGCAGCGUUGGAUGCCAAAUUGGUUGGACAGACAAGUAA